UGUCGGCGGCAGCUGGUGGUGAAGGGGGCGACGGAAGGUGACAACCGCGUCCACGAGCCGGGGACGCCGAUGAGGCUGCGCAUCGAGGGCGACCACAAGUCCCACGUGGGGCUGGUGGCCGUGGACAAGGGCGUCUUCGUCCUCAGCAAGAAGAACAGGCUCACCCAGAGCAGGGUUUGGGACACGGUGGAGAGAGGUGACAUCGGCUGCACGCCGGGCAGUGGCAGGGACAACGUCGGGGUCUUCGCGGACGCCGGCCUGAGCCUGGCCACCAACGUCCAGGUGUCCACCCCGCAGCGGUCAGAGGUCCUGUGUCCCCAGCCUGCCAAACGCAAGCGCCGCUCGCUGGCACUCGCCGAGUACAAGGGCACCAAGGCGGCCGAGUACUCGGACAAGCUGGAGCGGAAGUGCUGCGAGGACGGGAUGAAGGACAACCCGAUGGGACACAGCUGCCAGAAGAGGACCGAGUACAUCCAGGAGGGCGAGUCCUGCGUCCGCGCCUUCCUCGACUGCUGCACGUACAUCAAGGCCAAGCGGGACCAGCAGAACAUGUCGCCCAGCACCGGGCUGGCCAGAAGCCAGGAGGAGGACGAUCUCUUCUCGCCGGACUCGGACAUCGUCUCCAGGAGCCUCUUCCCCGAGAGCUGGAUGUGGCAGGUGGAGCAGCUGACGGAGCCACCCAACGAGCUGGGGGUGUCGGCCAAGACGCUGCCCGUGUACCUGAAGGACUCCAUCACCACCUGGGAGGUCCUGGCCGUCAGCCUCUCGCCCUCCAAAGGGCUGUGCGUGGCCGACCCCUACGAGAUCACGGUGAUGAAGGACUUCUUCAUCGACCUGCGCCUGCCCUACUCGGUGGUGAGGAACGAGCAGGUGGAGAUCCGCGCCAUCCUCUACAACUACUGGCUGCGCGACAUCACGGUGCGCGUGGAGCUGGUCCACAACCCGGACCUGUGCAGCCCGUCCACGGCCAGGCAGCGCUACCAGCAGGUGCUGCGCAUGAAGGCCGAGUCCUCGCGCACCGUGUCCUUCGUCAUCGUCCCCCUCAAGCUGGGGCUGCUGGACGUCGAGGUCAAGGCCGCCGUCCGCAACCAGUACGUGGGCGACGGCGUCAAGAAGAAGCUGCGAGUGGUGCCCGAGGGGAUGCGGCUGGAGAAGACGGUGAAGAUCGUCGAGCUGGACCCGCAGAACAAGGGAGUCAACGGGGUGCAGGAGGAGCGCGUGAAGGCGGCCGAUCUCUCGGACAUCGUCCCCGACACGGAGUCGGAGACCAAAGUCAGCAUCCAGGGCAACCCCGUGUCCAUCAUGGUGGAGAAGUCCAUCGACGGGGAGAAGCUGAAGCACCUGAUCGUGACGCCGUCGGGCUGCGGGGAGCAGAACAUGAUCGCCCUGACGCCCACCGUCAUCGCCGUCCACUACCUGGACAACACCCAGCAGUGGGAGAACUUCGGCGUCGACCGCCGGGCCGGGGCCAUCGAGCUGAUCAGGAAAGGUUACACCCAGCAGUUGGCCUUCCGCAAGCCCGACAGCUCCUACGCCGCCUUCACCAACCGCCCCUCCAGCACCUGGUUGACCGCCUACGUGGUCAAGGUGUUCGCCAUGGCCAGGAAGCUGACGGACAUCGAGCACGGCGAGAUCUGCGGCCCCGUCAAGUGGCUCAUCCUCAACAAGCAGAAGCCGGACGGCGUCUUCCAGGAGGACGCGCCCGUCAUCCACAAGGAGAUGGUGGGGGGAUACCAAGGCGCCGAGCCCGAGGUGUCCCUCACCGCCUUCGUCCUCAUCGCCCUGGAGGAGGCACGGGACGUCUGCAAGGACCACGUCAACAGCUUGGACGAGAGCAUCACCAAAGCCGCCGGCUUCCUGGCCCGGCGCUACGAGCAGCUGGCCCGGCCCUACACGGUGGCCCUGGCGUCCUACGCGCUGGCCCUGGCCGGGAAGCUCAAGAGCGAGAAGGUCCUCAUGAGGCGCUCCAAAGGUGGGGCCAGCUGGGAGGAGCACAACGCCCGCACCUACAACAUCGAGGGCACGUCCUACGCGCUGCUGGCCCUGGCGCAGAUGAAGAAGCUGGAGCUGGCCGGGCCGGUGGUCCGGUGGCUGGCCCAGCAGAACUACUACGGAGGGGGCUACGGCUCCACGCAGGCCACCAUCCUGGUGUUCCAAGCGCUGGCCCAGUACCAGCUGGACGCGCAGACGCAGCAGCAGCUGGAGCUGGACGUGUCGGUGCUGCUGCCGCGCCGCGCCAGCCCCGUCAAGUACCGCAUCGAGAACCGCAACGCGCUGGUGGCACGCUCCACCGAG
This is a messenger RNA of Hirundo rustica (Barn swallow), 2295 nucleotides long. RefSeq names its product A.superbus venom factor 1-like. The transcript is spliced from 17 exons. Gene Ontology annotation, cellular component: extracellular region. The record is from RefSeq and is a predicted model, not a curated record. The annotation marks the transcript as partial. Gene Ontology annotation, biological process: inflammatory response; complement activation. Gene Ontology annotation, molecular function: endopeptidase inhibitor activity. Lineage: Eukaryota; Metazoa; Chordata; Aves; Passeriformes; Hirundinidae.